AGAAAGCAGGGACUUACGAAGGGAAGAGCGAGAGUGAGAAAGGGCGCGGAAGAAGAGGAGGGAUGAAGAGAAGCGUAGAAAGAGGCCGAAGCAGGCAAGGAAGGAAGCGGUGGAGCGAGCGAGCAAACAAGCAGAGAGUUUGGUAUAGUCUAGCUGCUCGAUGCCGCUCGGUGCGCUGAAUGCUGAGGCCCCGGCAUAUCGGGCCCCUGUACUACCGCUCCCCUCUCCAAGAUGGCCGCCGUUCGGGUCCAGCCGGGUCCCCCUGACCGAGCCAGGCCGAGUCCAGCGAGUCAGGGGAAGGGUAGGCCUUGCAGGUGCCGCCAUGUCAGUGCAUGCCUAACCUCGAAGCCGCGCGGAACGGACGCUGGGCCCAACAACGCGACACCUCGUGCUACAUCUUUGCUUCUCGCUGCAACUCUUUUUUUCUGGGCCGAGAGUAGGCUACGGUCGAUUGUAAACGGGCCGCGAACACGAGCAACCUUCCGCACGAUCGCGUAAUCGGUGUCUCAGCGAAUACGGAGUGCUCCGGACGAUCGAAGCGAACAGCGAAUCGCGAGAAAAGGUGUAGUAACCGAGCAACAGGAGAUUGCUCGCGACUCGGAGCAAACCUACGUCCUACAAGAUAAAAGCGAGAAAACUUGUCGUCAGGUAUACGCGUUUCUGUGCGGUUCUUCGACGAGGUCAGGCGAGCCGGUUGAUCGUCGCGCAUCAGAUUUUUCAUCUCGCGUCUCGCGUGUGUCGCGCGUGACAGUUUUGGAGCACGGGGGACUACUAGGCGAACGGGAACGCUGCAGCUCUUUCUCUUCUGUUGACGCGAAUAAUACGCUCUAGCGCAAGGUAAACUCGACUGCAACUGGUCCAGCCUGCUUGUUCACUUCCGAGAGGAUCGAUCGACGAUCCAAGACGAGUGGAGGGGAUCUCCGACAAAACAUGAGAAAAGGAAGCGCACAGUGGACAGCGUGAAUUACGAAGGAAAGUAGAGGUUAGAUUUUUGGAGCAAGAACCCGGAGAGCCGCGAGAUGAAGGGCGUUCGAAACGCGAGGCGAUCGCGGCGGGUUCGCGACCGGUCGUGUUGAUCGUCUAGUUAUCGGAGGCGAAUCUAACGCGAGGAAUGUACGAUAUCUCGAGGCGAAGAUAUUCCAGCAACGGAGAGGACAGUGAAUAGCGCGGCGUGUUAGCAAGAGAAAGAGAGAGAGAAGGAGAGAAACAGGACAAGCACGUACGCGUAGGUAAAAGGAAAGGAAAGGAAAGGAGAGGAUAAAACGAAGGGAAGAAGGAAGAGACCGAAGAAGGAAAGGAAGACGGAGAACGGAGAACGGAGAACGGCGUGGAACGGUGUGUCGAGUUGGUUCACGAGUCCACCACAGGAAUUUCCACGAGUUGUCGAGGCUCUCCGUAAACUGGCGUGUUUGGUAAACUAGCUCAGCUCGGUCACACCGCUAAGAAGGACGGACGUUGCGUCGUGCGUGGCGCGAGUGAUCGCGAGAGGAGAAACGAACGGAUCGUACGUGAUUGUGCUUGGUGCUGGUGCUGCUAGUGGGUGAUAAAUGUGCCGGUUGAUCGCGUACACGCGCUACCUUCCGUCGGGAUUAUAACGGACGUCGUCGGGUCGAUUGAAACGCGUACACGUACGAUUCGUAUUUGAGAAAAAAUAGAUAAAAAAGAAGAGAUUGUCAGGUCUAUCACCGUUUAAGGACGAAUGACGAGCUUUUGGAGAAACGAUGAUCUGACAAUCGCACGUUCGACGAUGGAAAGAUCGAGAUAAUAGCGCAAGACGGAGAAGGCGGAGGAGGGCGGCGGUGGCGGAGGCUCCAGGAUGCGGCACCUGCUACUGUUCCUCGUCCUGGGAGCGAGCCUCGCCCCGGGCACGUGGUCCGAGCUGGUGAGAUACUUGGAAGUGUCGGAGAACGCGCGGCCAGGGACCAGGGUAGGUUUCAUCGACGCGGACAGUCCACCCUAUUUGAUCGUGUCGGUUUCCGGCUCCGCGGUCGAGUCGGACUUGACGGUGGAUUACGCGACGGGGGAGAUAAAGACGAAAGUGCCGUUGGAUCGCGAGACAAGGCCGUCUUACAGUUUGGUCGCAUUGCCGCAAAACAUUCAGGUGGUGGUGAAGGUAUUGGACGAGAACGACAACGCGCCAACCUUUCCGGUGGAUCACGUGGACGUAGAAUUCCCGGAAAAUUCGCCUCGCGACGCGAAGCGUGCUCUACCACCCGCCAAGGACCCCGAUCUCGGCCAGUACUCGACCCAACGCUACGAGAUCGUGUCCGGUAAUCACGGCGACGCGUUUCGAUUGUCCCAACACCGUGGUCGAGACGGUGUUCUCUAUUUGGAUCUGCAAAAUUCUGGCUCGUUGGACCGCGAGGCUCGAUCCGAGUACCAUUUGGUGAUAGAAGCGCUGGACGGUGGAGCGCCGCCGCUACGUUCGCGGCUGCGCGUCAACGUGACGGUACAAGACGUAAACGACAAUCCGCCGAUCUUCAACCAGACCAGAUACGUUGCCAGCGUGCCGGAAAACGCGACCGUCGGUACGCCGGUGCUCGCGGUGAACGCGACCGAUAGCGACGCGGGCGACAACGGACGGAUCGAGUAUUCGAUAAAUCGUCGGCAAUCGGACCGAGAGGAGAUGUUUCGCAUCGAUCCAGAGACCGGUAUGGUAUACGUGAACAAGGCGUUGGACUUUGAAUCGAAAGAACGACACGAAUUGGUGAUAGUGGCGCGGGAUCGAGGCGCGCAACCGCUCGAAGCAAGCGCGUUCCUCUCGGUACGCGUGACGGACGUGAACGACAAUCAGCCAGCGAUCACUGUGAUCUUUCUGUCGGACGACGCGACGCCGAAGAUCAGCGAGAGCGCCCAACCGGGCGAGUUCGUCGCCAGGAUAUCCGUCAGCGAUCCAGACUCGAGGACCGAGUAUUCGAACGCCACGGUCACUUUGACCGGCGGCGAGGGACAUUUCGGUCUGGCUACCAGAGACAACAUCAUCUACCUGGUGGUGGUCGAGAGGCCACUCGAUCGCGAGGAAAAACCCGUCUACGAUUUGUCCGUGGAGGCGACCGAUGCCGGUACACCUCCGCUAAGAGCCGUUCGAACCUUUCGUCUACUGGUGACGGACGUAAACGACAACGCACCGAAAUUCGUUCAGGAUAGAUACGAGGCUCAUCUGUUGGAAGCAUCGGAGCCUGGUACACCCGUGUUGAAAGUGACCGCCACGGAUCUCGACGAGGGCGCCAAUUCCGCCAUCAAGUAUUCUCUUUUCAACACCACGUGGUUCGCGAUCGACGAAAGCUCCGGGCUGAUAAGCACGAUCGCGCACGUGGACUGUGAAGCCGAUCCAGCGCCGAUUCUAGUGGUUGUCGCGACCGAUUCCGGCCGUCCGGCUUUGAGCAGCAGCGCGACAGUGCGCGUCACCGUUCACGAUCUCAACGACAACGAGCCUAUCUUCGAGAAGCCGCUGUACAACGCCACCGUUCCGGAGGAUAUGCCUGUCGGACGCUGCUUCCUCAAGGUACAAGCGACCGACCCGGAUUGCGGCGUGAACGCGAUGGUGAAUUACACGCUUGCCGCUGGAAGAAUGGAAAGCGAACAGCUGAUGGUGCGUAGCGAUACCGGCGAGAUUUGCGUCAGAACACCGUUGGACAGGGAAACCGCGCCCUAUCUAGAGAUUCCUGUCAUCGCCACCGAUAGAGGAGGCCUGAGUACCGUAGCCAUCGUGAGAGUCCAAGUGACCGACGUGAACGACAAUCGUCCGAUCUUCGAACCGCGCAAGUACAACGUCACCGUGAAAAGCGACAGUCCGAUACAGGGUGCGAUUUUGAGGCUGGUAGCGACGGAUCUGGACGCGGGACUGUUCGGUCAAGUGGCGUAUCGAAUCACGAACGGCAACGAAGCCGGUGUUUUCCAAAUCGAUCGCAACACCGGUGAGCUUCAGGUGGCGAGACCGAGUCUGUUGUCCCGCUCGUUGCUGCAUCAAUUGAACGUAACGGCAACCGACGCGGCUGGUCUGAAGAGUACCUUCGACGCCGAAGUUCGAAUCACCACGUCAUCCCCGGGGCACAGGAUAGCCGGUUGCGACAAACCACGAUACACCGUCACGGUCAAGGAGACCAUUCCUCAGAACAGCGUGGUUGCCGGCGUGAAGGAUGGAGCCGCGUCCUCUUCGCCGUCAGGUGAACGGCCGAGCAGAUUUUAUUUGGUGAAGGAAGAACCGGAUCUAACGAUGGACCCGAGCACCGGUAUGCUUCGAAUUCGCCAGUCAUUGGACCGAGAAGCCCGAGACAAAUACAUUUUGAGCGUCGAGGCGCGUAAUGGAAUAUCUGUGGGCUACUGUCAGCUGGAACUGAACGUGGAGGAUGUGAACGAUAACGCCCCUAUGUUCCCGAGCAGCAGCGUCCGUAUUUCCGUGCCGGAAUCGCAUCCCCUUCACACUGCCCUUUACGUGGCACACGCGACCGAUCCGGACACGGUCCCGUCGCACCCUCUGCGCUACGUUCUCGGCCAGAACAGCAACGACCUGUUCGGUAUAGACGGCCGCACCGGAGAGCUGUAUCUGGCCAGAAGAUUGGAUUACGAGACCCAACAACGCCACGGACUUCUGAUAAGAGCGUUGGACGGUGCUGGACUCUCGGCGAAUCUCAGCCUGAGCGUCGAGGUGCAGGACGUGAAUGACAACCCCCCAGUGUUCGAGAGGAACGAGUAUCACGUGGAGGUUCCCGAAGGCGCCAAGCUCGAUUCUCAAAUUCUUCAGGUGACCGCGGUGGACCUUGAUACAGGCAACAACGCGAGGUUGAGUUACCGUCUUCAAGGAUCCUCCGCCUUCCGGAUCAGCCCGAACACCGGCUGGAUCUACCUGGCUCAGAUUUUGGAUCGCGAGAGUCUCGAUCGUCACGCGUUGACGGUUCUCGCGACCGAUAAUGGUUCACCAGCCGCGACGGCAAGCGCGUCCGUUCUGGUGACGGUGUUGGACGACAACGACAACGAUCCCCGUUUCGAGAAGGAUUUCUACGGGUUCGAGUUGCUGGAGAACCUGCCCUCGGGUACGCUGGUCGGAUCCGUGAGCGCCUCCGAUCCUGAUCUUGGCAAGAAUGCUCUGCUCAGGUACGCGGUGGUCCAGGCAAACAGCAGCUUCACCGUGGAUCCUGAUACAGGUGAGAUUACCACGAGGGAGCCGCUCGAUCGAGAAAUCAAAGGUGUCCACGAGUUGGUGCUCGAGGCUCGAGAUCAGGGCACGCCUUCCAGGGCGGCUAGGGUGCCCUUGAAGGUUACCGUGUUAGACGUGAACGAUAACUCGCCUGAAAUAGUGGACCCUCAGGGUGACGUUGUCAGCGUCAGAGAAGAACAACCACCGGGAACGGAAGUGGCGAGGGUCAGAGCGUUGGACACCGACCUCGGAGAAAACGCAUCCGUCACCUACACCAUUCUUAAAGACCGAGAUUCGGACGGUUACAACGUUUUCACCAUCGACCCCAUCACCGGCAUGAUUAGAACGAAGGCGGUUCUCGAUCACGAAGAACGAAACGUAUAUCGGGUGUCCGUAAAAGCGACGGACGCUGGUCGGCCACCCCGGCACAGCAUACGGGCGUUAAGAGUCGAGGUUUUAGCUCUCGCGGAUAACCGGCCGACCUUCACUAGCAGCAGUCUUACCUUUAACGUGCGAGAAGACGCGAGUAUAGGACAAGCUGUGGGUUCAGUGUCGGGUGCGGGCCCAGCGGGUCGCGUGGCCUUCACCCUAGACUCGCUGACGCCCGUCAGCGAGUUUCCAGCGUUCGACGUGGACCGCAGCUCGGGUCAGCUGGUGGUCGCCCAUUCGUUGGAUCGCGAGAACGUUAGCGAGUACCACCUGGAGAUCAGAGCGCUGGACACGACAUCGAUCGGGAACCCUCAGAGCAUCGCCGUCUCGGUGAAAAUAAUCAUCGAGGACGCGAACGACAAUCCACCUCGGUGGCCUCAAGAUCCGAUAACUGUCCGCGUGUCCGAACGGGCUGUGAUUGGCUCGACGAUUUACAAUUUGACGGCCAGCGAUUUGGACAGCGGCCCGAACGGCGAUCUUCGAUACGGUCUGGUGGCCGAGUUUCCGUCGAGAGGCAGCUUCGCGGUCGACUCUCUCACCGGAGCACUGACGCUCGCCAGACCGUUGGACAGAGAAGAGAGAGCCGAGUACACCUUGAUCCUGAAGGCGUCCGAUCGUGCUCCUCCCGGUGAACAGUUGGCCUCGACCGUCACCGCGAGGAUCAUCGUUCUCGAUCAGAACGACAACGAGCCGGUUUUCGUCGCCCCAGAAUCCACGAAAGUGGCCGUCACGCCGGAUCUCUUACCAGGAGCGACGCUGGUGAGAGUGGUCGCGGUGGAUAAAGACGCAGGUGACAAUGGCCGUGUAUCGUACGUGAUUACAUCGGCAAACGAGCAGUCGAGAUUCUCGGUGGGUUACGAGUCUGGUAUAGUGAGCUUGGAGAGGCCGAUGGUGAGGUCGACGGAGCUUGAGAUUACGGCGAACGAUCAUGGUACCCCACCGCGAAAGUCAACUCUCAAGCUGACUCUGACGCUGGCUUCUGGACAGACCAACGGACCUCCUCGGCUACUGCUCGCCAAUCCAGUGGCUAGAGUUUCAGAGGACCUCCAGGUUGGCGCGCCGGUUCUAAACGUCGCCGGUCCUAUCAUCGCCGAUCAGGGUAACGUCACCUUCAGCAUUCCGAGCAACGUCGCCUCGGACAAGUUCGCCAUUACACCCGGUGGUUUGGUCACUCUUCGAGGACCCUUGAACCGUGAACAGACCUCCCGCUACUCCGUCCCGAUCUUGGCAAGGUCCAGCAAGCUCUUGGAUAUUAGCACUCUCGAAGUUCUAGUCAUGGACGAAAAUGACAAUAGCCCCGAGUUUCGGCCUGGCUCUUGUUAUACCCUCGCCGUUCCUGAAAACCAGCAGACUUCUGUGAUACACACGAUAGCAGCCACCGAUCUCGACGAAGGCAAGAACGGGGAAAUUUACUACAGCAUCGUUGGCGGAAACAUAGGCGCAAAGUUUAUCCUCGAUUCCGUAACCGGAAAACUAUCAAUGUCGAACUUGGACAGGGAAACAGUUUCCAAAUACGUCCUGACUAUUUCUGCAAAGGACAAGGGUCGUCCCAGUUUGGAAGCUCGCUGCAACUUGACCGUGAUCGUCCUGGAUAUAAAUGACAAUGCUCCUACGUUCGUUCCAAAUCAGUACACCGAAUCACGACCUCGUGGUGCUGUCCAAAACUCCGAGUACCCUGGAUUUGGCAUACCCAAUGGUUUCCCUUACUCCUCUUCCAAUUAUCCAACCAAUUCUUAUCCUAGUAAAUACUUAGCGACCAUUUCCGAAGACGUGGCACCAGAUUCUAGCAUGAUGUCCGUAAAAGCUACGGAUCCUGAUCAAGGGGUGAAUGGAAAGAUCACGUAUGCCAUUGCAGAAGAAAGCAGCUGGCUCUUCAGGGUGGAUAAUCUGACCGGCGUCAUCACUACCGCUGGCCCCUUGGAUCGAGAACGCCAAAGCACCUACAACUUCGUGGUCGUGGCCACGGACAGUGGCAAGUACGACGCUAAAAGUACGUCGAUCCCUGUUGAGAUUCGAAUAAGCGACGUGAACGACAACGCCCCAGUUUUCGCGGAACACCCUUUUCGCGCCCAUGUGUCGAUCGGCACCCAACCGGAGAAGAACAUUCUUCGAGUAGUAGCCACGGACGCGGACGAAGGGGCGAACGGAGAAAUCAUCUACUCCUUUCUGCACGAGCAAGAGAAGCCAAAAUUCAGGAUUCACCCUAACACGGGUGCGGUGACUGCGGCGUUAUCCUUGUCGCAGGAUAACGGCAAGACGUAUCACUUGGAGGUAUUGGCCAGAGACAAGGGGAAUCCACCGAAGAGCACUCGAGGACUGAUCGAACUGCAAGUCGGAGAUCUUGCCGAUUUGACACCGGUUUUGAAGUUCCAAAACGAAACGUACGAAGUCGUCGUUCAGGAAAAUUCUGCGGCUGGUACCGAAGUGCUUCAAGUGACUGCCGUUCGAUCGGAUGGCCGGCGACAACACGUUUCGUAUUCGUUUGGAUCGGGAAACGAGUUUGGAACGUUCUCCAUCGACGAGGAUACCGGACUGUUACGGGUAAACGAUCCUACAAGGUUGGACGCCGAGCUGUGGACCGAUUUGACGGUGAAACCGACGGAAGAACAAGGGGAGGACGGUCGUACGAACUCGUGGGGAAGGUCCUUGGAGGGACAACAGUCCAAGGAGAAACCUAGGGAGAGCUCGAAGCACGUGCUUACAGUAGCUGCUAGAACCAGUGGUCCGGAUCAUUUGGAGGCGUACGUAAAGGUGGUCGUCAGGGUGUCCGACGUGAACGACAAUCCACCGGUUUUCACUCAGACCCAGUACUCUGCUACCGUGUUGGAAGGCAAUGUCAAAGGAGACUUUGUUGUCAAGCUUUCAGCUAGCGAUGCUGAUCAAGGAAUGAACAGUAGAAUUCUCUAUCAUAUCGUCGACGGCAAUCCAGACAACGCGUUCACCAUAAGUCCGCCGUACAGCGGUAUAGUUCAGACGAACAUAGUUCUCGAUCGCGAGAUCCGUGAAAAAUAUAGACUGACGAUCAUUGCGACGGAUCAAGGAAAUCCUCAGUUAACCGGUACGGCCGCCCUCAGCAUCCGAGUGAUCGAUAUCAACGAUAAUCAGCCGACUUUUCCGGAGCACAGCAUCGUCUCAGCUUCCGAAGGUACAGCGGUUGGUACGGUUCUGACGACCAUCACGGCGAACGACGUCGACAGUUCUCCGGCUCUGACCUAUCGAUUCGGCAAUGUGACCAGCCCGGGACCAUUCAGUAUCGACAAGUACGGUGGCAAGGUGGUUCUUCGUAGACGUUUGGAUGCCGAAACACGGUCCGAGUAUAGUCUUCAAGUGAUCGCCAGCGAUGGUAUUCACGAAACGACGACCAACCUGGUGGUUCGUGUCACGGAUCUCAACGACAACGCUCCUCAAUUCCAACAGUCCGCUUACAUCGCCACUUUACCUGAGGGUGGUCGGGGCGAACUGCAAGAGAUUCUGACGGUGAACGCGACCGACGACGACCUCACGGAGGACAACAGCCGAGUACGAUAUUAUCUGCAGAAAGCUACCAAAGGUUUCUCGGUGCAUCCGAUGACCGGUGUACUGACGGUUAAUCGUACCGCGAUACCGAGACCGUUGCCGAAAGAGGUGGAGCUGGCCAUCGUGGCGGAAGAUUACGGUAAACCACCGGCAUCCUCGGUCUGCUCGGUUGUCGUACGAUUAAGCAGCCUGAAGAGCACGUUGCCCGAGAAAGAGUACAAGAUCACGGUGAAAGAAAACGCGUCGAAGGGAACUACCUUGAUGAGACUGUCCGACGUGGACCUGUUGGACGGUGCGAUCGUGGCUGGCGAUGACAGUGGCACAUUCGAGGUGUCCAGAGGAAAAUUGAUGCUCUCCAAAACGCUCGACAGAGAAACGAAGGACAGAUACGUCUUGCGGCUGGGUUCCAAGAACGAGAAUAUGACCACCGGAUCGUUGGUAGGAGACGAACCUAUCACGGUAAUCGUCACGGUGGAGGACGUAAACGAUAAUUAUCCUCAUUUCCUGGAGGAGCUUCAUCAAGUGUCCAUCAAGGAAAACGCGGUUCGUGGAACGAUCGUGGCGACAUUGCGAGCCAAAGACGACGACCUAGCUGGUACAGAAGCAGCAAAUUUAGUUUACGAGAUUACUUCUGGAAACGACGGUGGUCUCUUUCGCGUGGAGAAAACUACAGGCGCGGUACUGGUAAACGCCACGUUGGAUUGCGAUCUCGAACCGGACGUUCACAAUCUUGUGGUGAUGGCGUGCGACAGCGAUCCAAUUUCUCCUCUCUGUGCUCUGGCGAGGCUACGAAUCCAUCUCGAAGACGUCAACGACAAUUCGCCAAAGUUCCCAGUUUCCGAAUACCUAGAAUUCGUUGGGGAGAACGAACCAAUCGGGACGACCGUCUUCUCCGCUCGAGCCUCGGACUUGGAUCGCGGUAUCUUUGGAUCUCUCAACUAUUCGAUCGUGUCCGCCGCGGCGACAGGUUUCUCCGACAUCGACGACAGUUGGAAGCUGUUCGCGGUCGACGGGAAAUCCGGCACGGUCACCACGCGAGCAGUUUUCGAUUACGAACUACGAAACAGAUACGCGUUUACCCUGAGAGCCACGGACACGGGUGGUCGAACGGCUGCCGUCAGGGUCAGAGUGGAAAUCGAAUCGAGGGACGAAUUUUAUCCUCAAUUUACCGAACGAAUGUACAGAUUCGGAAUAAAAAGUGGUGCUCAGGUGUUGCCCGGUACGGUGAUCGGUCAUGUCACAGCGACGGACCGUGACAAAGGACCGGAUGGUCGGGUGGUUUACCAGUUAACCUCGCAGCACCCCUAUUUCAAACUGAACCGCACCACCGGCGCGUUGAUCGUCAAACAGAAGCUGGUGCACAUCGACAUGGACGUGGAAGAGUCGUCGAGGCUGGUGGUCAGUGCCAGUUCAGGAAGACAGGGCUCACUGUCAAACAUGACCGUGGUGGAGAUCACUCUGACGGACGACAGCGACGUGAACGAAGCUAGAGGAGCUACCGCGUUGGCAAACCCCUCGGACAUUAACUCUAACAUGGCUGUCGCUGCGAAUGGAGGUCUCGCCGACUGGGCUUUGGGUCUUCUGAUCGCUCUACUUCUCCUGGUGAUUGCAUUCGGUGCCAUUUUCCUAUACCUUCAUCUUCGAAAUCGAAGACACAAGAAACCCGGGACGAAACCCGGUCUGAACGGAGAGAGCAACGCGACUGCAUCCAAUAGCUACGUAGACCCAAGCGCUUUCGACACUAUUCCUAUUAGAAACGUAGGCGGGGUCGGUACAGCGGGAAACGGAGGUUCGGGAAACGGAAACGGGGCAGGUGGUACCGCGACCUGUCAGUUUGCUCCUCCAAAGUACGACGAGAUACCACCGUACGGUACCUCCGGUCAGUCUGGACAGCAGCAAGCUACUUCCGAAUUGUCUGGCAGCGAUCAAUCCGGCUCGUCCGGUAGAGGUUCGGCCGAGGACGACGGAGAGGACGAAGAAAUUCGAAUGAUCAACGAAGGUCAACAGACAGGGGAUUCAGCCAGCGAUUUGUCGGUGCACAAUACUCAAGAAUACUUGGCCAGGUUAGGAAUCGUCGAUCCCCCGGCUGGUACACCGAGAAGGCCUCCCGAAGCUCUGCCACUCGAUAGCCUGCACCUGUUCGAAGACGAGGCUGCUACCGAAGCGGACAUCGCUACUUUAAUUUACGGCAAGAUAGGCGAACCAGGCAGGCCCAUGUCCGGUUUGGAAGUGCCUGGUGGUCCGUCCAUGAACGGUUCCUUGAGCUCCAUCGUGCACAGCGAAGAGGAGCUGACGGGUUCCUACAACUGGGACUACCUGCUCGACUGGGGCCCCCAUUACCAACCUCUGGCUCACGUAUUUAGCGAAAUAGCCAGGUUAAAGGACGACGCUGCUAGCGUCCAAAGCGGAAACUCGGGAAGCAGCGGCAAGACCAAGUCUGUACAUAAAGCACCACCUCCCCCGUUGCUCACUUCCGUUGCUCCUAGAUCUUUGGCGGCUCCAGCGUUGGCAAGGGGUAUCCUUCCUAGGUCUCCGAUCAGUCAUGACGCUUCCACCUUCCCCUCUGCCGCCCUCAGUCCGAGUUUCUCCCCGUCCUUGUCUCCUCUUGCCACUAGAAGUCCAAGUAUCAGUCCUUUGGUGCCACCUACCACCCAGAGGUCCGGUCAAAACGUGAAUAGGGGUAUUCCAGUUACCGACGCCGAACUGAGGAUUUGAAGGUACUUUAAAGCGAUCGUUUGAUCGCGUCAGGUGUUAGUAUUAGUCGCGUGUAAUCGAUAGCCAGAGAAGAUCACGCGCGAUUCUUUAGAAAAUGUACUGUCCGCGCGUUAGGAUAAAUUCGAUUUUGUGUGAUUUCAGCGUGUAGCGUGUAUAAAAUAGAGACUCUAAGCUGACUGACCUUCGACGGGAUUCUCGAAGGCGCCAAGGUGCAAAGAACUAACUUUUUAACUCUUCUCGUGAUAGACAAACGCCUCUUUUACGCUGUUAGAAUCGAAGAAAAUUUAUUGUAGAUAACCAAGUCGUCCCGCAAUAACCCUAACGAAUAGAGCGUAAUCGAAGUCUGCGGAAAAGAGGCGAUUGCGUCGAUAUUAUUUCUUUAUACUUUAUUCCUUCCGUUUUUUUAUUUUUCUUUUUGUACGAUACGACUGUCACUUGCCGUUUCGAUCGUCGGUCGAUCGAUAACCGAAAAAAUACUCGAAGUCCUUGUAAAUAGGAGGUGCCAACGCGGGCGCGUAGUUUUUAAGUAAUCCUGUACAUAUUUAUCUAACGAACGAACAGAAAGAAGCAACGAUCGCGUCUUAUAAUCAAAAGGAUAGACUGUCUUAUCGUAAAGUAACUCGAUGUUUCGUGCCGUGCUCGGUAAAACUCGCCUGUGUACAGUGAUGUAUAAUGUUGUUUAGAGAACGGAACGUGUCGUUCGAUCGUUUUCACGAGCAGGGUAAGUAUCAUCGGUUCAAAAUGCGGCGUCACGAGCGAACUGAUCAUUCCGAUAUUCGUGAUCGCGCAUCUCCACCACUUUUAAACCGUCUCCAUAUAAUUUGUCUACCUUCCGUGUUCGUCUUUCGCGUGGAAUCUCGAUGUUAAGGAAGACGAUACUUCUGCCAGGUACAUGCGCAUAAAUGUUAGAGGAUAGAUAUUGUCAUAUUUUGUAUAAAAACGAACUCUUUGUACAAAGACUCCCCUGUGAGCCAGGGAUUCGCCUAACGGUGGAUCUUAAAUAAAUGAAU
Osmia bicornis bicornis is the source of this 12807-nucleotide messenger RNA. It is a transcript of the gene ds, whose product is annotated as protein dachsous. NCBI's taxonomy places the organism in Eukaryota, Metazoa, Arthropoda, Insecta, Hymenoptera, Megachilidae. Bases 1817 to 11797 code for a protein of 3326 amino acids. Gene Ontology annotation, biological process: homophilic cell-cell adhesion. Gene Ontology annotation, molecular function: calcium ion binding. The record is from RefSeq and is a predicted model, not a curated record. Gene Ontology annotation, cellular component: plasma membrane. The transcript is spliced from 17 exons.